AUGCGGUGUAGAAACAUGCUCUUCUCAUUUAAGGCAUCUCUUUGUGGCCGUGGGGCUGCCACCGGUCGCCGUUUGACAGCUAUCGGCUGCACUCUCAACUGUAGCUGCCAGAGUUUCAAGCCGGGGAAGAUCAACCACCGCCAGUGUGAGCAGUGCAGACACGGAUGGGUGGCCCACGCUCUAAGCAAGCUGAGGAUCCCUCCCGUGUAUCCCACAAGCCAGGUGGAGAUUGUCCAGUCCAAUGUGGUGUUUGACAUCAGCAGCCUCAUGCUGUACGGGACCCAGGCCAUCCCUGUUCGCCUGAAAAUCCUACUGGACCGGCUCUUCAGUGUGUUGAAGCAAGAUGAGGUUCUCCAGAUUCUCCAUGCCCUGGACUGGACCCUUCAGGAUUAUAUCCGUGGAUACGUGCUACAGGAUGCGUCGGGAAAGGUGCUGGAUCACUGGAGCAUCAUGACCAGCGAGGAGGAGGUGGCCACCUUGCAGCAGUUCCUUCGUUUUGGGGAGACCAAGUCCAUCGUGGAGCUCAUGGCAAUUCAGGAAAAAGAAGAGCGGUCCGUCAUCAUCCCGCCGUCCACGGCGAACGUGGACAUCAGGGCCUUCAUCGAGAGCUGCAGCCACAGGGGUGCCGGCCUCCCCGCUCCUGUGGACAAGGGGAACCCCAGCAGCCUGCACCCCUUUGAGAACCUCAUCAACAACAUGACCUUCAUGCUGCCUUUCCAGUUCUUCAACCCUGUGCCUCCCACACUCGUAGGGUCCCUGCCCGAGCAGUACGUGCUGGAGCAGGGUCAGGACCAAAGUCAGGACCCCAAGCAGGACAUCCACGGACCCUUCCCCGGCAGUGGCUUUGUGACCUCCAGCUCCACACCAUUUCAGGUGGAAAGAGAGCAGUGUCUAAACUGCCCGGAUCCGGUGACGAAAAAGGAAGACAACGCCCAUCUGAGUGACUCCAGCCCGUACAACAUCGUCACGAAGCUCGAAAGGACACAGCUGUCCCCCGAGGCCAAAGCGAAGCCCGAGAGGACCAGCCUGGGCGCGAAGAAGGGCCGGGUGUUCUGCACGGCCUGUGAGAAGACCUUCUACGACAAGGGCACGCUCAAGAUCCACUACAACGCCGUCCACCUGAAGAUCAAGCACAAGUGCACCAUCGAGGGCUGUAACAUGGUCUUCAGCUCCCUCAGGAGCCGGAACCGCCACAGCGCCAACCCCAACCCCCGGCUGCACAUGCCCAUGAACAGGAACAACAGGGACAAAGACCUGCGCAGCAGCCUGAACCUGGCCGCCUCGGACGGCUACGAACGCCCGGCCUUCACGGUGAGCUCUGCCGACUGCAGGCCCCUGGCCGGCUUCGGUGCGGGGGAGGCUUCCGGGGGCCAGCCGGCCUUCCCCAGCCUUGGGCAAAACGGGGUGCUUUUCCCCAACCUAAAGACGGUCCAGCCGGUCCUGCCUUUCUACCGCAGCCCGGCCACUCCGGCCGAGCUGGCGAACACGCCCGGGGUGCUGCCUUCUCUGCCUCUCCUGUCAUCUUCCAUCCCGGAACAGCUGGUGUCGAACGAGGGGCCGCUUGACGCCCUUCCCAAGAAGAAAUCCCGGAAAUCCAGUAUGCCCAUCAAAAUCGAGAAGGAGACCGUGGGAAUCGCCAACGAGAAGAGGCAGGUGCUCAGCUCGGAUGAAGACGUGCCCCCGCGGGUGGCCCGCGGGGACGAGCCGGAGGCCUGCAGUCCUCAGUCGGACAGAGCCCCCGGGGACCAGGACAUGCGGUCAGGAGGAGAGACGGGCUGCCGCGGAGACUCGGGGAUGAAGGCCGGCGGAGCCAUCAGCAGAAGCCCCGAGCAGGCCCCGCAGUGCGCGGAGAGCGAGGCUAAGCAGGAGCCCGCGGUACCAAGGGGGCCGGACGACGGCGGCCGUGAGCUUCACCUCACACCCGGGACGGAGCCCUGCGUGCCCUUUCCGGACUACAUCAGACUGCAGCAGCACCUGCUGGCCGGCGGGCUCUUGGGCGCUCUGUCCAGCAGAGGGAUGGCUUUUCCUUGUUUCGAAGAGUCUAAAGAGCCAGACGUCGCGGGUCAGCGUGCACUCGGCCGGCAGAAGGAAGAAAACCGCUUCCAGUGCGAUGUCUGCAAGAAGACCUUUAAGAACGCCUGCGGCGUGAAAAUGCACCACAAGAACAUGCACGCCAGGGAAACCCACGUGUGCACAGUGGAAGGUUGUAACGCCACCUUCCCCUCACGCAGGAGCAGAGACAGACACAGUUCAAACCUAAGUCUCCACCAAAAAGUGUUGAGCCAAGAGGCACUGGAGAGCACCGAAGACCAUUUCCAUGCAGCCUACCUUCUGAAAGAUGUGGCCAAGGAGACCUAUCGGGAUGUGGCUUUCACCCAGCAGGCCCCCCAGACAUCUGUCAUCUUCAAGGGAACGAGUCGGAUGAGCAGUCUGGUUUACCCAAUAACCCAAGUCCACAGUGCCGGCCCGGAGAGCUACAGCUCUGGUCCGCCGAGCGAGGGCACCAUCUUGGAUUUGAGUACUACCUCGAGCAUGAAGUCUGAGAACAGCAGCCAUUCCUCUUGGGACUCAGACGGGGCGAGCGAGGAAGGCACCGUGCUCAUGGAGGACAGUGAUGAGGACUGUAACGGGCCGAGCCUUGUCCCCGGGGAAGAUGAGUACCCCAUCUGUGUCCUGAUGGACAAGGCCGACCAGAGCCUUGCCAGCCUGCCUUCUGGGCUGCCCAUAACUUGUCACCUCUGCCAAAAGACGUACAGUAACAAAGGGACCUUCAGGGCUCACUACAAAACUGUGCAUCUCCGCCAGCUCCACAAAUGCAAAGUUCCGGGCUGCAACACCAUGUUCUCAUCUGUCCGCAGCCGGAACAGACACAGCCAGAAUCCCAACCUGCACAAGAGCCUGGCCGCCUCCCCGGGUCACCUGCAGUAA
Molecule: messenger RNA, 2928 nt
Organism: Puma concolor (puma)
Lineage: Eukaryota; Metazoa; Chordata; Mammalia; Carnivora; Felidae
Gene: BNC1
Product: basonuclin zinc finger protein 1
Biological process (GO): regulation of transcription by RNA polymerase I
Cellular component (GO): nucleus
Source: RefSeq, a predicted model, not a curated record